Molecule: messenger RNA, 441 nt
Organism: Dryobates pubescens (Downy woodpecker)
Lineage: Eukaryota; Metazoa; Chordata; Aves; Piciformes; Picidae
Gene: C1D
Product: C1D nuclear receptor corepressor
Exons: 4
Coding region: 1-441 (146 amino acids)
Biological process (GO): maturation of 5.8S rRNA; regulation of gene expression
Cellular component (GO): nucleolus; exosome (RNase complex)
Molecular function (GO): DNA binding; RNA binding
Source: RefSeq, a predicted model, not a curated record
AUGUCAGAAGAUGACACUAACACGGAAGAAUACCCCACUGAGAUUCACGAUUAUCUCGCAGCCUUUGAAAAAUCUCUUGGCUCUGUAGAUGAGAUGCUGAAGACAAUGAUGUCAGUUCCCAGGAGUGAGCUUCUCCAAAAGUUAGACCCUCUUGAGCAAGCAAAGCUGGAUUUGGUUUCGGUGUACACACUGAAUUCAAUGUUCUGGGUAUACUUGGUUACUCAGGGAAUCAAUCCAAAAGAACAUCCAGUGAAACAGGAACUGGAGAGAAUAAGAACCUACAUGAACAAGGUCAAAGAAAUAGCAGACAAGAAAAAGGCAUCCAAACUCAAUAAAGGAGCUGCCUCGAGAUUUGUAAGAAAUGCACUCUGGGAACCAAGUGCUGAAAAGGAACAUACCUCCAAAACCCCUGCCAAAGGGAAGAAGAGAAAGAUGGACUGA